This is a messenger RNA of Chaetomium fimeti, 543 nucleotides long. RefSeq lists its product as uncharacterized. The coding region runs from base 57 to 434 and encodes 125 amino acids. The record is from RefSeq and is a predicted model, not a curated record. Lineage: Eukaryota; Fungi; Ascomycota; Sordariomycetes; Sordariales; Chaetomiaceae. The transcript has a single exon.
GUCUGCAAUUGUCAACAAACCUCCAGCUGCCGGUUGACAACUGCCGCGUAUCCAUCAUGAGAGAGGUUCCUAAUGCCCGCGGAAUUGUUGGCCCCAUUUUCCAUUUUUUGUGUUCGAGUAUUAAACCGCAAAUGCAUUUCUCGUCAUCCUCGUUGCGCUUAUGCCGGGCGAUCUCGAAUAAUCGGCAGUUCACACCAUCCCGCUCUUCGUUUACGAUGACCGGCAGCACUGAACGUCGCCCUGAAAAGGUGUAUUUCCCAAACAUCGACGUCGAAAACCUUGAAGAAUAUAGGAUCGGCGGGUACCAUCCUACUGUAAUCGGUGACACUUUCCAUGUGGGCCGCUACGAGGUUGUCCACAAGCUCGGCUUCGGCGGCUACACUCAACGAUCUGGCUCGCUCGAGACCGACACUUACAACGGUACGUCUCGUUGAAGCUCCUGAUCGCGCGCCAAGCUUCACAAAGCAACGAGGCGAAAAUACUUUGUCUCCUGUCCGGCCGUGGGUCCGAGUCAACCCACCCAGGGCGACGCUUCAUUCCACG